This is a messenger RNA of Hyaloscypha bicolor E, 997 nucleotides long. RefSeq lists its product as uncharacterized. NCBI's taxonomy places the organism in Eukaryota, Fungi, Ascomycota, Leotiomycetes, Helotiales, Hyaloscyphaceae. The coding region runs from base 245 to 817 and encodes 190 amino acids. The transcript is spliced from 2 exons. The record is from RefSeq and is a predicted model, not a curated record.
AAAACAGGAUACUAGAUUUCGACCCUGAGUCUCGACCAUGAUCCCUGAAUUGCGACGUCAUUAAUAAAUCCAGCAAUGACAGCUCCAAACACCGCCACAUGUUGGCAAUUCAACCCCACCUCCUCUAUGAUACCGUCCCAUCUCCUAUCUCUAUUCGGGAUCAAGUUUCCAACUCACCUAACCCUCAAAGUACUUCUUCUAGACUUACCAAAACCUCCAUUCCACCGCAACCGAAACCUCGCAAAUGGACUCACUCAAGAACACAACCGGAAUGGGCAAAGCCGAGCCUACGGAACAACAAACCAAAGACGAAUAUAACAACCUCUCCGCCGAACAAAAGAAAAAGCAAACAUACAGCGAGUGGGUGAAGGAGAACUACAACUACCAGUACGAGAGAUGGAUGCCCUGGAUCGAGGACCAGUAUCUCAAGUGGUUUGGGAAGGGAGAUAAUAAGGCUUCUUAUGCUACGAAAGAGCAACUCAAUAAGACGAAAAUCACGGGCAUCAAACAAGUCGACCAAAUCCAAGACGACGUUAACAACCUCGUCGGCAAUCAACUUGGCUCCAACGGGCUCCUAGCCCCGGUCGGCAACAUGGUGUCUAAGGAAGGUGUUAAUCGUGCCGAGAGAGGAGGCAAAGAUGACAAGGGGACGUAUGGAGGACCAGUUGCCGGGUAUAGUGACCCCGUUCUGGAGAAGGGGCAGGCUGCCGGACAAGGCGUGGCUGGUGGUGCGCAGAAAGUUGGCAGCGGAGUUCUAGAUGGAGCUAAGGGUGCGGGUGGAUAUCUUGGUAGGUUGGCUGGUGGGGGGAAGAAGUAAAGUCUAGGGGAGAAGGGGAGAGGUGAAUGUUACGACGGUCCGUACGGGAAUAUUUGGUCCUUUGUAAAUAACGUUCGGACCCUGACGGUUGGAAGUAAGCAAUUCGCGGGAAGGCGUUGAUAGUGAAAUUGAUACCUUUGUUUCCGUCAACUCUUAUGAUUGUCUGGUUUCUACUUGCCC